AUGAAGUUUUCAAUUGUGGUUUUUAUUAAUUUAUUAAUAACAACAGUUGCUAUAUUAUGUGCCGAUGAACGUUGUUUUCAGCAAAAUGUUCACGGUUUUGCAGUACAGGUAGCACAUCCUACAGAUUGUCAUAAAUUUUUUAAAUGUGAUGAAUCCCAUAUUUUACGUGAACAAAAUUGUCCAAAAGGACUUGAAUAUAAUCCAAUUUUGGAAGUAUGUGUAUAUCCUAGUGGUUUUUGUAUGACAAAUAGUACAAUACCAGUCCAAAGUAUUUAUAACUGUUCCUCGCUUGAAGAUGGUUUCCGAAUAGGAAACUAUUACGAUAAUUGCCGAUCUUACAUAACAUGUUCCGAUGGAAUUUCAAAAAUAGAAAUUUGCAGUAACGGACAACUGUACGACUCACGUAGAGGUGAGUGUACUUUUCAAAUUGGGAAUGUAAAAUGUGAAAACAAUUAUAUUUCGUCGCUUCAAACCCCAAAUGUUUUGAAGAAAGAUCAAAUCAUUUUUUAUCCAAAUUUAAAUAACCGUUGUAGAUCUUAUUAUAAAUGUGAUUAUCAAAAUAAUUGUCAAGAGAUUCAUUGUGAAUACCAAAAAGUUUUCGAUGGUUACUCUAAGCAAUGUGAGAAUGAACCACGUAUUUUAUGCGGAACAGAUUUUAACCCAAAUAGUCGACGAAAGCGAAAUGCUCUUGGAAGCUGUUCUGAAAAAAACGAAAAAAGAUUAGGAGAGACUUGCCUUGAUGGGCAAUAUAUACCAGAUGAUUGCUACUGUCGUAAAUUUUAUUUGUGCGUUUCUGGAAUUUGGAGAUUGCAAACGUGCUCCCGAAAUCAGUAUUUCAAUAAAACACAAAAUUUCUGUGUACCAGAUGAUGGUACAUGUGUUGAUGAAUGUGAUCAUGGUGCCUAUAAAGAAGAUGAUCAAAAUUGUGCAAGGUAUUAUUUAUGUGUUAAUGGAAAAUGGAGAUUACAGGAAUGUAGUAUAUACCAAUAUUUUAACAAAGAUUUAAAUUAUUGCGAACCAGACACAAACAACGUAUGUUCUACCGUCAAAACUACGAUAAAGCCUGAUUGCCAUCAUGGUCAAUAUAAAGAGAAUCUUGAAGAUUGUACGAAAUUUUUCCUUUGCUUGAAUGGAAAAUGGCACAAUAAGUCAUGUAACGCAAAUCAGUACUUUAAUGUAGAUAAAAAUUACUGUAUACCAGAAGAUGGAACUUGUAAAACUACAACAACAUCAACUACACCAAAACCAGAAUGCAUACAUGGCGAAUAUAAAGAAUUUCCUGGUGAUUGUACAAAAUUCAACUUAUGCGUGGUCGAUAGAUGGAGAGUUCAACAAUGUUCCGAAAACCAAUAUUUCGAUCCUAUCAAAAAUAAUUGUGUGCGUGACGAUGGUACCUGUCGUUCUACGACAACGUCGUCAACUACACCAAAACCAGAAUGCAUACACGGAGAAUAUAAACAAUAUCCUGAUGAUUGUACCAAAUUUUAUUUGUGCGUUGUAGACAGAUGGCGAAUAAAAACUUGUUCUCAAAAUCAAUACUUCAAUGUAGAAAAAAACUAUUGCAUACCUGAAGAUGGAACAUGUCGCGUAACUCCCACUCCUACCCCAACACCCCAACCAGAAUGUACGCACGGAGAGUAUACAUAUCACCCAACGAAUUGUGUUAAAUUUUUCUUAUGCGUUCUCGGACGUUGGAGAGAACAAUUCUGUUCAAAAGGGCAAUACUUUAAUAAAGAAAAAAAUUAUUGUAUUCCUGAGGACGGAACCUGUAGCUCUACAACUACAACUUCAACUGAACGUCCAGAAUGUAUACAUGGUGAAUAUCGAUCUUAUGAUGAAGAUUGCACUAAAUUUGAACUGUGUGUUCUUGGAUACUGGAGGCUCCACAAAUGCUCUCCUAAUCAAUAUUUUGACAAAACCAAAAAUUACUGUGUUCCAGAAGAUGGAACCUGCAAAACAACAUCCACAACGAAAAGUACUACAACUACAACAACGACAACAACAACACCAACACCAGCUCCAACGACAACUACAUCAACUACAACUACUACAGAAAAACCAGAAUAUGGAACAUGCAGAACCACGACUACCUCUACCACAUCAACCACUACCUCAACAACAAGUACAACGACGCCUUCAACUACAACAUCCACUACAACCACUACACAAAAACCAGAAACAUCGACAACUUCCAGUACGACUACAACCACCCCUUCAACAACAACCACAUCAACCACUACAACUACUUCAUCAACUACUUCUAGCACAACCACGCCAUCAACGACAACAACAUCUACAACCUCGACCACAACCACCACAACAGAAGCCCCAGAAUGUACACACGGGGAAUUUGAAGUAUAUGCGGAAGACUGCGAGAAAUUCUACUUGUGCGUCUAUGGUAAAUUGAGAUUGCAUAGGUGUCCCACAGGGCAAUACUUCAACAAAGAAAAGAAUUAUUGUAUUCCUGAGGAUGGAACAUGUAGAAGUACAACCACAUCAACUUCUUCCACUUCUUCUACUUCGACGCCAUCAACAACAACAACUACUUCAACAAGUACGACAACAACAGAAAAACCAGAAUGUCAACAUGGUGAAUUCCAAGAGUAUCUUAGUGAUUGCGAAAAGUUCUACUUAUGCGUAAAUGGAAAGUGGAGAUUACAUACUUGCCCCAACGGUCUGUACUUUAACAAGGAAAAGAAUUAUUGUAUUCCUGAGGAUGGCACUUGCAGAAGUACAACAACAUCAACUUCUUCCAGUACGACUACUUCCACGCCUUCAUCAACAACAACAACAUCAACAAGUACGACAACCACAGAAAAACCAGAAUGCGAACAUGGUGAAUUCCAAGAGUAUUCUGGAGAUUGCGAAAAAUUCUACUUAUGCGUAAAUGGAAAGUGGAGAUUACACUCCUGUCCUAACGGUCAAUAUUUUAAUAAGCAAAAGAAUUAUUGUAUUCCUGAGGAUGGAACAUGUAGAAGUACAACAACAUCAACUUCUUCCAGCACGACUACUACCACCCCUUCAACAACAACCACCUCAACAACUACGACAACAACAGAAAAACCAGAAUGUCAACAUGGUGAAUUCCAAGAGUAUCCUGGUGAUUGCGAAAAAUUCUACUUAUGCGUAAAUGGAAAGUGGAGAUUACAGUCGUGUCCUAACGGUCAAUACUUUAAUAAGCAAAACAAUUAUUGUAUUCCUGAGGAUGGAACAUGUAGAAGUACAACAACAUCAACUUCUUCCAGCACGACUACUACCACCCCUUCAACAACAACCACCUCAACAACUACGACAACAACAGAAAAACCAGAAUGUCAACAUGGUGAAUUCCAAGAGUAUCCUGGUGAUUGCGAAAAAUUCUACUUAUGCGUAAAUGGAAAGUGGAGAUUACAGUCGUGUCCUAACGGUCAAUACUUUAAUAAGCAAAAGAAUUAUUGUAUUCCUGAAGAUGGAACAUGUAGAAGUACAACAACAUCAACUUCUUCCAGUACGACUACUACCACCCCAUCAACAACCACUUCAACCACUUCAACAACUACGACAACAACAGAAAAACCAGAAUGUCAACAUGGUGAAUUCCAAGAAUAUCCUAGUGAUUGCGAAAAAUUCUACUUAUGCGUAAACGGAAAGUGGAGAUUACACUCCUGUCCUAACGGUCAAUAUUUUAAUAAGCAAAAGAAUUAUUGUAUUCCUGAGGAUGGAACAUGUAGAAGUACAACAACAUCAACUUCUUCCAGCACGACUACUACCACCCCUUCAACAACAACCACCUCAACAACUACGACAACAACAGAAAAACCAGAAUGUCAACAUGGUGAAUUCCAAGAGUAUCCUGGUGAUUGCGAAAAAUUCUACUUAUGCGUAAAUGGAAAGUGGAGGUUACAGUCGUGUCCUAACGGUCAAUACUUUAAUAAGCAAAAGAAUUAUUGUAUUCCUGAAGAUGGAACAUGUAGAAGUACAACAACAUCAACUUCUUCCAGUACGACUACUACCACCCCAUCAACAACCACUUCAACCACUUCAACAACUACGACAACAACAGAAAAACCAGAAUGUCAACAUGGUGAAUUCCAAGAGUAUCCUAGUGAUUGCGAAAAAUUCUACUUAUGCGUAAAUGGAAAGUGGAGAUUACAGUCGUGUCCCAAUGGCCAAUACUUUAAUAAGGAAAAGAAUUAUUGUAUUCCUGAGGACGGAACAUGCAGAAGUACAACAACAUCAACUUCUUCCAGUACCACUACUACAACGCCUUCAACAACAACCACCUCAACAAGUACGACAACAACAGAAAAACCAGAAUGUCAACAUGGUGAUACGACUACUACCACACCUUCAACAACAACUACUUCAACAAGUACGACAACAACAGAAAAGCCUGAAUGUACCCGCGGUGAAUUCCAAGAGUAUCCUGGUGAUUGCGAAAAGUUCUACCUAUGCGCAAAUGGAAAGUGGAGAUUACAUUCGUGUCCUAACGGUCAAUACUUUAAUAAGGAAAAGAAUUAUUGUAUUCCUGAGGAUGGAACAUGUAGAAGUACAACAACGUCAACUUCUUCCAGUACAACUACUACCACACCUUCAACAACUACCACCUCAACAAGUACGACAACAACAGAAAAACCAGAAUGUCAACAUGGUGAAUUCCAAGAGUAUCCGAGUGAUUGCGAAAAGUUCUACCUAUGCGUAAAUGGAAAGUGGAGAUUACAGUCGUGUCCCAAUGGCCAAUACUUUAAUAAGGAAGAAAACUAUUGUAUUCCUGAGGAUGGAACAUGUAGAAGUACAACAACAUCAACUUCUUCCAGUACGACUACUACAACGCCUUCAACAACAACAACCACUUCAACCACUUCAACAAGUACGACAACAACAGAAAAUACAACAACAUCAACUUCUUCCAGUACGACUACUACCACACCUUCAACAACAACUACUUCAACAAGUACGACAACAACAGAAAAAAGUACAACAACAUCUACUUCUUCCAGUACAACUACUACCACACCUUCAACAACAACCACCUCAACAAGUACGACAACAACAGAAAAGCCUGAAUGUACUACGACUACCACCACCCCUUCAACAACCACUUCAACCACUCCAACAACUACGACAACAACUGAAAAACCAGAAUGUCAACAUGGUGAAUUCCAAGAGUAUCCUGGUGAUUGCGAAAAAUUCUACUUAUGCGUAAAUGGAAAGUGGAGAUUACAGUCGUGUCCUAACGGUCAAUACUUUAAUAAGCAAAACAAUUAUUGUAUUCCUGAGGAUGGAACAUGUAGAAGUACAACAACAUCAACAUCUUCCAGUACGACUACCACCACCCCUUCAACAACCACUUCAACCACUUCAACAACUACGACAACAGAAAAACCAGAAUGUCAACAUGGUGAAUUCCAAGAAUAUCCUAGUGAUUGCGAAAAAUUCUACUUAUGCGUAAAUGGAAAGUGGAGAUUACAGUCGUGUCCUAAUGGUCAAUACUUUAAUAAGGAAAAGAAUUAUUGCAUUCCAGAAGAUGGAACAUGUAGAAGUACAACAACAUCAACUUCUUCCAGUACGACUACUACCACCCCUUCAACAACAACUUCAACCACUUCAACAACUACGACAACAACAGAAAAACCAGAAUGUCAACAUGGUGAAUUCCAAGAGUAUCCUGGUGAUUGCGAAAAAUUCUACUUAUGCGUAAAUGGAAAGUGGAGAUUACAGUCGUGUCCUAAUGGUCAAUACUUUAAUAAGGAAAAGAAUUAUUGUAUUCCUGAGGAUGGAACAUGUAGAAGUACAACAACAUCAACGUCUUCCAGUACGACUACUACCACCCCUUCAACAACCACUUCAACCACUUCAACAACUACGACAACAACAGAAAAACCAGAAUGUCAACAUGGUGAAUUCCAAGAAUAUCCUGGUGAUUGCGAAAAAUUCUACUUAUGCGUAAAUGGAAAGUGGAGAUUACAGUCGUGUCCUAAUGGUCAAUACUUUAAUAAGGAAAAGAAUUAUUGUAUUCCUGAGGAUGGAACAUGUAGAAGUACAACAACAUCAACGUCUUCCAGUACGACUACUACCACCCCUUCAACAACCACUUCAACGACUUCAACAACUACGACAACAACAGAAAAACCAGAAUGUCAACAUGGUGAAUUCCAAGAGUAUCCUGGUAAUUGCGAAAAAUUCUACUUAUGCGUAAAUGGAAAGUGGAGAUUACAGUCGUGUCCUAAUGGUCAAUACUUUAAUAAGCAAAAGAAUUAUUGUAUUCCUGAGGAUGGAACAUGUAGAAGUACAACAACAUCAACGUCUUCCAGUACGACUACUACCACUCCUUCAACAACCACUUCAACCACUUCAACAACUACGACAACAACAGAAAAACCAGAAUGUCAACAUGGUGAUUUCCAAGAGUAUCCUAGUGAUUGCGAAAAAUUCUACUUAUGCGUAAAUGGAAAGUGGAGAUUACAGUCGUGUCCUAAUGGUCAAUACUUUAAUAAGGAAAAGAAUUAUUGCAUUCCAGAAGAUGGAACAUGUAGAAGUACAACAACAUCAACUUCUUCCAGUACGACUACUACCACCCCUUCAACAACCACUUCAACCACUUCAACAACUACGACAACAACCGAAAAACCAGAAUGUCAACAUGGUGAAUUCCAAGAGUAUCCUGGUGAUUGCGAAAAAUUCUACUUAUGCGUAAAUGGAAAGUGGAGAUUACAGUCGUGUCCUAACGGUCAAUACUUUAAUAAGCAAAAGAAUUAUUGUAUUCCUGAGGAUGGAACAUGUAGAAGUACAACAACAUCAACGUCUUCCAGUACCACUACUACAACGCCUUCAACAACAACCACCUCAACAAGUACGACAACAACAGAAAAACCAGAAUGUCAACAUGGUGAGUUCCAAGAGUAUCCUAGUGAUUGCGAAAAAUUCUACUUAUGCGUAAAUGGCAAGUGGAGAUUACAGUCGUGUCCUAACGGUCAAUACUUUAAUAAGCAAAAGAAUUAUUGUAUUCCUGAAGAUGGAACAUGUAGAAGUACAACAACAUCAACGUCUUCCAGUACCACCACUACCACCCCUUCAACAACACUUCAACCACUUCAACAACUACGACAACAACAGAAAAACCAGAAUGUCAACAUGUGGAGAUUACAGUCGUGUCCUAAUGGUCAAUACUUUAAUAAGGAAAAGAAUUAUUGCAUUCCAGAAGAUGGUACGUGCAGAUCUACCACAACAACGGUUAGCUCUAGUACAACUACAUCAACUCCGUCAACGACGAGCACGUCUACUAGUUCAACAACAACUUCUACCGAAAAACCUGAGUGCCAACAUGGCGCAUUUGAGAAGUACCCAAAUGAUUGCGAAAAAUUCUACCUGUGUGUGAACGGAAAGUGGAGAUCUCAAAGAUGUCCUAAUGGGCAAUAUUUUAACAAAGAGAAGAACUAUUGCAUUCCAGAAGAUGGUACGUGCAGAUCUACCACAACAUCCACUAGUUCUAGUACAACUACAUCAACUCCGUCAACGACGACUACGUCUUCUAGUUCAACAACAACUUCUACCGAAAAACCUGAGUGCCAACAUGGCGCAUUUGAGAAAUACCCAAAUGAUUGCGAAAAAUUCUACCUAUGUGUGAACGGAAAGUGGAGAUCUCAAAGAUGUCCUAAUGGGCAAUAUUUUAACAAAGAGAAGAACUAUUGCAUUCCAGAAGAUGGUACGUGCAGAUCUACCACAACAUCCACUAGUUCUAGUACAACUACAUCAACUCCGUCAACGACGACUACGUCUUCUAGUUCAACAACAACUUCUACCGAAAAACCUGAGUGCCAACAUGGCGCAUUUGAGAAAUACCCAAAUGAUUGCGAAAAAUUCUACCUAUGUGUGAACGGAAAGUGGAGAUCUCAAAGAUGUCCUAAUGGGCAAUAUUUUAACAAAGAGAAGAACUAUUGCAUUCCAGAAGAUGGUACGUGCAGAUCUACCACAACAUCCACUAGUUCUAGUACAACUACAUCAACUCCGUCAACGACGACUACGUCUUCUAGUUCAACAACAACUUCUACCGAAAAACCUGAGUAUGGUACGUGCAGAUCUACCACAACAUCCACUAGUUCUAGUACAACUACAUCAACUCCGUCAACGACGACUACGUCUUCUAGUUCAACAACAACUUCUACCGAAAAACCUGAGUGCCAACAUGGCGCAUUUGAGAAAUACCCAAAUGAUUGCGAAAAAUUCUACCUAUGUGUGAACGGAAAGUGGAGAUCUCAAAGAUGUCCUAAUGGGCAAUAUUUUAACAAAGAAAAGAACUAUUGUAUACCAGAAGAUGGUACGUGCAGGUCCACUACAACGUCAACCACCUCAACUACAACCACGGUAAUUCCCCAAUGUCAACAUGGGAAAUUUCAGGACUAUCCUGAUAAUUGUGAAAAAUUCUACGUGUGUGUUAAUGGAAAGUUAAAAUUGCAAACUUGUCCAAUUGGUCAAUAUUUUAACAAAGUCAAGAAGCACUGUAUACUUCACGACGGCACUUGCGGUUCUACCACAUCAUCUACCACAACAAAUGGACCUCAGUGUAUACAUGGUAAAUUUAGAGGCCAUUCAAACGACUGUGAAAAAUUUUAUUUGUGUGUAAAUGGAAAUUGGAGAAUGCAAAAUUGUCCUAAUGGUCAAUAUUUUAACAAGCAAAAAAAUUAUUGUGUACCAGAAGAUGGAACUUGCAAAACUACUUCAUCAACCAGCACUUCAAGCACAAUAACAUCGUCAACUACAACUACAGAAAUCCCACAAUGUCAACAUGGGAAAUUUCAGGACUAUCCUGAUGAUUGCGAAAAAUUCUACGUGUGUGUUAAUGGAAAGUUGAAAUUGCAAACUUGUCCAAUUGGUCAAUACUUUAACAAGGUCAGAAAGCAUUGUGUGCCACACGACGGUACUUGCGGUUCAACCACAUCAUCUACAACAACAAAUGGGCCUCAGUGCGUGCAUGGUAAAUUUAAGGACCAUUCUGGUGAUUGUGAAAAAUUUUAUUUAUGUGUAAAUGGAAAGUGGAGAAUGCAAGUUUGUCCUAACGGUCAAUACUUUAGCAAACAAAAAAAUUAUUGCAUACCUGAAGAUGGAACAUGCAAACCUGGAACACAUUCCACCAUGAGCACAACCACAGCAAAUCCAGGAUGCGUGCAUGGAAAAUUUGAAGAAUACAUUGGAGAUUGUACAAGAUUCCAAUUAUGCGUUCAUGGAAAUUGGAAGAUCCAGAUUUGUCCAUCGGGACAGUAUUUUAACAAAAUCUUAAAGCAUUGCGUAGUUGAUGAUGGCUCAUGUCAUGGUGGUAUGACUACCACUUCGGAAAAACCCAGUCCGAAUUGCAUACAUGGUCAAUAUAGAGAAGACCCAGCUAGUUGUUUUAAUUUUUAUUUGUGCGUAUUAAAUGUCUGGAGACAUGAAAUUUGCCCGGAAGGUCAAUAUUUUAGUAAAGAGAGAAAUGUUUGUAUUAUAAAUAAUGGAUCUUGUAGCAGAUGUAUUCACGGUGAAUACAAAGAACAUGAGCUGGACUGUUCUAAAUUUCAUUUAUGCGUAAAAGGAAUUUGGAGAGAGCAAAACUGUUUACCUGGUCAAUACUUUAACAAAAAAGCAAACUUUUGUAUUCCAAACGACGGAUCUUGUUCUCACGGAAAAAUUGGAGGGAUUCAUCAACCAGUUUAUAGAAGCCAUAAAAUGAAAAAUUCAAAUAAUCUUUGCUUAGGAAAGUCGUGGGGAACAUCCGUGCCACAUCCGAAUAGUUGUAAAAAAUAUAUUUUAUGUCUUAAUCGACCAACAAUAAAAACCUGUAAAGAGAGUAUGUAUUUUGAAUCUAAAAAUGCGAUGUGCGUGACUAACAAAGGAGAAUGUCUCGAGUAA
Messenger RNA from Condylostylus longicornis, 9861 nucleotides. RefSeq names its product mucin-2-like. Gene Ontology annotation, cellular component: extracellular region. Gene Ontology annotation, molecular function: chitin binding. The record is from RefSeq and is a predicted model, not a curated record. Lineage: Eukaryota; Metazoa; Arthropoda; Insecta; Diptera; Dolichopodidae.